UUCUGUACUCGCCGGUGCGUGCAUUGAAUCCGCGAAACCCAAUUUCCCAUUUCGCUCUCCCCAACAAAUAUAUUUCUUUUUCGGUUAUUUCCUCUUCCAUUUUCGCUCCACUGACCCACAACAAACAGCAUACCCGAAAAAGCUCACAGAAGAAGAGGAAAGACCUCUCCAGCUCUCCUCUUCUCGUCUCGCCGGACGUCGAUGCUGUGGCUCCGGAGCUCAAGUCUGCUCCUCCGAUCGCUCUCCGACUCUUUGACCGUGUGGGCUGCGAUGCCACAACUACCAAUACUUCUAGCCAAUUAGUGGAGAGAAGAAACAGUAUGGGAGGUUGCUGCUGUUCCGCUAAAGGGGCUCAACUGACUGCUCCUGCUGGAUAUAAUUACUGCUCAAGAACAAUAGAGGAGCAAGUGCCUCUACCAGCCCAUGAUGGAAUCCCCCUCAUUCUCUCUUCUGGGCUUUUGGUUGAUACAAAUCUGGACACUUCUAUUCCAGACACUUACAGGUCACCGCCUGCACCUGCGCCAUAUGACAUAGUCUUAGGGCACCCUCAAAAUCCACCAGGGGCUGACAAAGUCUCAGGCGACAAGAGUGAUGCAGCAGCUAAAACAGGUGCUACUGAGGAAACUGCUGCUGGUGAAAAAACUGAAGAUAGUUCAGUCAAGUGUGAUGACUUGAGAUUGCCAGACUGCAAAGAGCAAUCUGAUUUUGAUAUCGAAAAUGAAAAGGAGUUGGAAAGCAAUCCCUCAAAAUCUCUAGAGCCUGUUAUUAUGUCUAUAGAGGAGUGUCCGACCUGUCUAGAAGAGUAUGAUCUGGACAACCCAAAAGUCCUUACCAAAUGCGAGCAUCAUUUUCAUCUUGCAUGCAUACUCGAAUGGCUUGAGAGAAGUGAUACAUGUCCCGUAUGUGGCCAGGAAAUGGUGUUCGAUCCCCCUAUCAGUUAGCAGCAGCAAUUGCGAAUUAUGUUGGACCCUGCAGCAGAAGUUCACUUCUGCAGCAGUUGAAAUUAUGUUUUUGCACAUUCAAGAUUGCGGUUCUGUUCCACUUCUCGUGACUAGAUAGAUAUGUCCCCUGUGAUCAAUUUUGCCUAUGGAGACUGAGUUUUCAUCUCAUAUAUUUGAUUGGUUUAGUCUGAAAGGAGAAAAAGAAUAAGAAAUCAUAGGCUCAUUCUUCACCAUUCACAUGUGUUAUAUCUGGAAUUCAAGGUUAGUCGCUCAAGGUCCUCAGUGUCAAAAAAAAAAAAAAAAAGGAGGAAAUGUUAUUCGGGCAGUUUAGUUUAGUGAAUGCAUCAUCGCUCUCUUGUUGUGAGGUCUAUAGCGCUUUCUUGUUCAUCGGCCUUUAUACCAAAUCAUAGAUUUUUUUUUUUAUUUUUUUUUUACUUACACCUUUUGGUAGUGUCCCUGUUCUUUUAGGGGUGAUAUGAUCAGUGCAGUAUAUACUGAAAGGAUUGGAUUAUUGUCAGAUUAUUUGUGGACAAAGAUCAACACUUUCACAUUAAAGCUUUUAUCGAAUCACGCGGAACAUUCUCCUUUUC
This is a messenger RNA of Punica granatum (pomegranate), 1531 nucleotides long. NCBI's taxonomy places the organism in Eukaryota, Viridiplantae, Streptophyta, Magnoliopsida, Myrtales, Lythraceae. The record is from RefSeq and is a predicted model, not a curated record.